CCCCUCCCUCUCUUCCCGCUGCGGACGCGCUGGCCGGCUCCCCCGCGCAGGCUUCCCUGGUUAAGAUGGCGUCCCCCGUGGCAGCGCAGGCCCGGAAACUUCUGCGAGACCUGGCGCUCCGGCCCCGGCUCCUGGCGACCAGGUCUCAGCCAGUGCAAUUAACCUCCAGACGAUGGCUGAACCUGCAAGAAUACCAGAGCAAGAAACUGAUGUCUGACAACGGAGUGAAAGUUCAAAGAUUCUUUGUGGCAGACACUGCGAAUGAAGCUCUGGAGGCCGCUAAGAGACUAAAUGCAAAAGAAAUGGUUUUAAAAGCCCAGAUCUUAGCUGGAGGAAGAGGAAAAGGUGUCUUCAGUAGUGGUUUGAAAGGAGGCGUUCAUUUGACGAAAGACCCUAAAGUUGUGGGACAGCUGGCUAAACAGAUGAUUGGGUAUAAUCUAGCAACAAAACAAACUCCAAAAGAAGGUGUGAAAGUUAACAAGGUGAUGGUUGCUGAAGCCUUGAACAUUUCCAGAGAAACCUACUUCGCGAUUCUGAUGGACCGGGCCUGCAAUGGCCCUGUCCUGGUGGGCAGCCCCCAAGGGGGCGUUGACAUUGAAGAGGUGGCAGCGUCAAGCCCAGAACUCAUUUUUAAGGAGCAAAUUGACAUUAUCGAAGGGAUAAAGGACAGCCAAGCUCAGCGGAUGGCAGAAAAUCUAGGCUUCCUUGGGCCUUUGAAAAACCAGGCUGCAGAGCAAAUUAAGAAGCUGUAUAAUCUCUUCCUGAAAAUUGAUGCUACUCAGGUGGAAGUGAACCCCUUUGGUGAAACUCCAGAAGGACAAGUUGUCUGUUUUGAUGCCAAGAUAAACUUUGAUGAUAAUGCGGAAUUCCGACAGAAGGACAUAUUUGCUAUGGACGAUGGAUCAGAGAAUGAGCCCAUUGAAAACGAAGCUGCCAGAUAUGAUCUAAAGUACAUAGGGCUGGAUGGGAACAUUGCCUGCUUCGUGAAUGGUGCUGGACUCGCCAUGGCUACUUGUGAUAUCAUCUUCCUGAAUGGUGGCAAGCCAGCCAACUUCUUGGAUCUUGGUGGUGGUGUAAAGGAAUCUCAAGUAUAUCAAGCCUUCAAAUUGCUCACAGCUGACCCUAAGGUUGAAGCCAUCCUCGUCAAUAUUUUUGGUGGAAUCGUCAACUGUGCCAUCAUUGCCAAUGGGAUCACCAAAGCCUGCCGGGAGCUGGAACUUAAGGUGCCCCUGGUGGUCCGGCUUGAAGGAACCAAUGUCCAUGAGGCCCAGAACAUACUCAGUAACAGCGGGCUCCCAAUUACCUCCGCCGCCGACCUGGAGGAUGCAGCCAAGAAGGCUGUGGCUAGCGUGGCCAGGAAGUGACGGCUCUGUCCUCGUCCCUUGGAGGAGGAAGUCCAUUUCACCAUAAAAAGGGAUGGUUCUCUCUUCACUGUGAAAGACGUGGUUAUCUCAUUGGGAAAACAUGGGGAGGGCAUGAGCAAGAAUCAUUGUAUGAAAAAUCUUAAAUCUGAAGCUUGUGGAAUAAGAUAUCUAGAUAUCCUAAAUAAUCUGAUUUUACUUAUAAUCUAUAUUAAAUCACUGCCCCCUGUUCUCAUACUUUUCUGUCAUGGUGAGCCUGCUCAGUAGAUGUUGUGUUGCUGAUUUGGGGGAGCAGUCUAUGUGACCAAACGAUGUGCAUAUAUGUAGAAUUUGAGGCCAGGCCCUCAUUCGUUUACAGCAAUUUUGGUGGACAUUUAAUCCUGCAUAAUUAAAAACAAAAAUCACAGGUCAUGAAAAACUCAGACAAGACUGCAUUUAACAGAUGAACUAUCAAAAAGGUGCAGCUAAGACAUUGAAACAAAUAGCUGUUACACCCUGCAACAGUUUUUACAAGUUUCUAAUUCUAGCACAUGUUUGGAAAAUCCAUGAAUAUUCUAAAAUAUAUUUUACAUUGGAAGGUCCACACUAAUAUCCCAUACAUGUAUUCUACCAUUUGCCUUAAUGUUGAAUAUACUGUUUACCUCACAGGAAAAAUGAAGCCAGAAGCCUUAUUUGUGAUUUUUUGAGUAGAAGAUUUCAUUUUAAUGGGAACACUGGAGAAAGGUGAUUCUUAUGGAAAUCCCUGUAAUUAAGACAUUCCAAGAAGACACAUCACUGAAUAUUAAAUUAUGUUUUGAGUGUCAGUAUCCUUUCUUCCCUCCCUUUCCCCCCCACCCCCCGAAUCUACCAGCUGGGAAAUGUAAUUAAGAGAAUGUAGCUUUUUUCCAUAAAUGUCCGUUGGGGUAAGGGAUUUCAAUUAUGUUUAUGUUGAUGUUUUGGUAAAUUUUUAUUUGUAUACAAAUUUAAAUAAAAUCUUAUAUUUUGUAAGCUCUAA
Molecule: messenger RNA, 2355 nt
Organism: Hipposideros armiger (great roundleaf bat)
Lineage: Eukaryota; Metazoa; Chordata; Mammalia; Chiroptera; Hipposideridae
Gene: SUCLG2
Product: succinate-CoA ligase GDP-forming subunit beta
Exons: 11
Coding region: 66-1364 (432 amino acids)
Biological process (GO): tricarboxylic acid cycle; succinyl-CoA metabolic process
Cellular component (GO): succinate-CoA ligase complex; mitochondrion
Molecular function (GO): succinate-CoA ligase (GDP-forming) activity; ATP binding
Source: RefSeq, a predicted model, not a curated record